Molecule: messenger RNA, 960 nt
Organism: Musca vetustissima
Lineage: Eukaryota; Metazoa; Arthropoda; Insecta; Diptera; Muscidae
Product: elongation factor Ts, mitochondrial-like
Exons: 3
Coding region: 15-935 (306 amino acids)
Biological process (GO): mitochondrial translational elongation
Cellular component (GO): mitochondrial matrix
Molecular function (GO): protein binding; translation elongation factor activity
Source: RefSeq, a predicted model, not a curated record
GUCAUAGCAUAACAAUGGUUGUUUUCCAACAGUUCGCCAGAUUCCUUCACACCACACGUGCUGUCUAUGCCGGUGCUGAGAAAAGCGCCUUGGCCGCUUUGAGAAAAAAGACCGGUUACACCUUCGCCAAUUGUAAGAAAGCAUUGGAGCUGCACAAUAAUGAUAUUAAUUUGGCCGAAAAAUGGUUGAAAGAACAGGCUCAAAGUCUUGGCUGGUCCAAGGCCACCAAAUUGGCUGAACGUGCCACAGCCCAGGGUUUGGUAGGUGUAUUGGUGCGUGGCAAUAUUGGAGCCAUGGUUGAGGUGAACUGUGAAACAGAUUUUGUGGCACGCAAUGAUAACUUUAAGAAUUUCGUGGAUCAUGUGUCGCGGGUAUGUGCCCAAUAUACCGAAUUGACACAAUUCGAUGGGGAUUUGUGGAAGUCCGGUUUUGAAGCUGAAGCCUUGAAAAAUCUCAAAACACCCGAUGGCAAGUCUCUGGCCGAUCAUUUGGCCCUGCUCAUUGGUACAGUAGGUGAAAAUGCCUCCAUUAAGCGAGCCAUUUGCUUCAAAGUUAGCAACGAUUUACAGUUGUCCGGUUAUGCCCAUCCCCAAUCGUCGGCUGCCAUUUGCCCACAAAAUGUGACUCAGCUGGGUAAAUAUGGUGCCAUUGUUGCAUUCCGUGGUAAUAAAAUCGAUGAGGAAUUGCAGAAAAAUCUCUGUCAACACAUUGUCGGUUUGAAUCCCAAGAAAGUGGGCGAAGAGGGCAAAGAUGAACCCAAUGCCAAUAAGGAUGAAGAGACCUGUUUAAUUCAUCAAGAAUAUCUCAUCGAUGAUGAUAAAACCGUUGGUGAGGUGUUGAAGGAGAAUAAUGUUGCCAUUAUUGAUUAUCAACGUUUUGAAUGUGGUGAAGUGGCAACCAAUGAUGAUUUGGAACAGGCCAAAAUGAGUAAUUGACAAAUGCGCCAAGGAAAAGUUAUGA